This is a messenger RNA of Rangifer tarandus platyrhynchus (Svalbard reindeer), 1716 nucleotides long. Lineage: Eukaryota; Metazoa; Chordata; Mammalia; Artiodactyla; Cervidae. The record is from the annotation of a GenBank genome assembly.
AUGGCGCGCGCGUCGGGGCCCGAGCGGCGGCUCCUGGCCGUCUACACCGGCGGCACCAUCGGCAUGCGGAGCGAGCACGGCGUGCUCGUGCCCGGGAGGGACCUGGCCGCGGUUCUGAGGAUGUUGCCCAUGUUCCACGACGAGGAGCACGCCCGGGCCCGCGGCUUCCCCGAGGACACCCUGGUGCUGCCGCCGGCCAGCCCCGACCAGAGGGUCGUGUACACGGUGCUGGAGUGCCAGCCGCUCUUUGACUCCAGCGACAUGACCAUCACCGAGUGGGUUCAGAUUGCCCAGACCAUCGAGAGCCGCUAUGGGCAGUAUGACGGCUUUGUGGUCAUCCACGGCACCGACACCAUGGCCUUCGCCGCCUCUGUGCUCUCCUUCGUGCUGGAGAACCUGCAGAAAACCGUCAUCCUCACCGGGGCCCAGGUGCCCAUCCACGCCCUGUGGAACGACGGCCGGGAGAACCUGCUGGGCGCCCUGUUGCUGGCCGGCCAGUACGUGAUCCCCGAGGUCUGCCUGUUCUUCCAAAAUCAGCUGUUUCGGGGCAACCGGGUGACCAAAGUGGACGCGCGCAGGUUCGCGGCCUUCUGCUCCCCCAACCUGCCGCCUCUGGCCACCGUGGGCGCUGACGUCACGAUCAACCAGGAGCUGGUGCGCAGGGUCCGUGGGCAGGGCCGGCUGGUGGUGCACAGCAGCAUGGAGCGGGACGUGGGCCUGCUGCGCCUCUACCCGGGGAUCCCCGCCUCCCUGGUCCGGGCCUUCUUGCAGCCCCCCAUGAAGGGCGUGGUCAUGGAGACCUUCGGCUCUGGGAAUGGGCCCACCAAGCCCGACCUGCUUCAGGAGCUGCGGGCAGCGGCCGAGCGCGGCCUGGUCAUCGUCAACUGCACCCACUGCCUCCAGGGUGCCGUCACCUCCGACUAUGGAGCCGGCGUGGCCUUGAGCGGAGCCGGGACCGUGUCAGGCUUCGACAUGACCUCCGAGGCGGCGCUGGCCAAGCUGUCCUACGUGCUGGGCCUGCCGGGGCUGAGCCUGGAUGGCAGAAAGGAGCUGCUGGCCAGGGACCUGCGCGGGGAGAUGACGCCGCCCGCCGUGGACGAGCCCCGGCCCUCUCUGCGGGGCAGUGCGCUGGGGCGCGGGGUCGCCCAGCUCCUCAGUCUGAGACAGGAGGCCGAUGAGGUGUGGGACGCCCUGGUGCCCAGCCUGGCCUGUGCCGCAGCCUACGCGGGCGAGCUGGAGGCCCUGCAGGUGCUGGUAGAGCUGGGCAGUGACCGGAGCCUGGAGGACUUCAGCGGUCAGACCCCACUGCACGCGGCCGCCCGGGCCGGCCAGGCUGGGGCCGUCACCAUGCUGCUGCAGAGAGGGCUGGACGUGAACGCCCGGGACAAGGGCGGCCUCAGCCCCCUGCUGCUGGCCGUGAGGGGCAGGCAUCAGGGUGUCAUUGGGCUGCUGCGGGCAUCUGGGGCCUGCCUGUCCCCCCAGGAGCUGGAGGACUCGGGGACGGAGCUGUGCCGGCUGGCGUCCAGGGCGGACUGCGAGGGCCUGCGGGCGUGGGGGCAGGCGGGGGCCGACCCGAGGCAGCCCGGGUAUGACGGGCGCAGCGCGCUGCACGUUGCAGAGGCAGCUGGGAACCUGGAAGUGGUGGCCCUCCUGCAGAACCUUCGGGGUGGGCCUGGUGACCAGGCCCUGGGUGCAGAAGUGCUGCCUGGGGUCUAA